This is a messenger RNA of Colletotrichum truncatum, 5109 nucleotides long. RefSeq lists its product as uncharacterized. The record is from RefSeq and is a predicted model, not a curated record. NCBI's taxonomy places the organism in Eukaryota, Fungi, Ascomycota, Sordariomycetes, Glomerellales, Glomerellaceae.
AUGAGAAAACCUUCGCGAAACCGAGUGAGCUUGGCCUCGUUGGCCAUUCUCAUAUCGCAAUUCUUCCUGUUCAGCUUUGCGCAGGUUACCAAUACCCCGGCGACUGCUCUCGAUUGCAGCUGUGAGAACCCUGGCACAGCCACCAACAUUCUGAACCAAGGAACCACUUCCAUCUGCCCUUGCUCAUGCAACAAGACUACUCUGAUUCCCGUGGUAUUCACUACUGUCUUUACGGUCUAUGACUCCACCACUUCUCCGGGCUUCAUCUUGACAUCUGGUCUGAGUUCACUCCCAAACGCCUCGCAGACCAGUGCACCGCUCUCCGAGAGCUCAGCCACUGGCAAGUUGCUCUCUACCGCAUCUCAAAGCAACAUUGCUAUCACUAUUUCCACUCGUCAGUCCAUUGAUGUAUUCACGAGUGAUGGCUUCUCAACCUCUAGCCAGUCAAGUUCAGCCAGCCUUCAAUCUUCUGAGCAUGUUGAAUCGAUCCCGAGCACGCAGGACAGCAGCCAGGUUCCCGACAGCCCUUUAUCUUCUUUCAGCUCGUCACAAUCAUUGGUCCGUUCAGAACCGCGCUCAUCAUCUUGGAUGACCUUUCCGGUCCCCACUACCCCCAUUACAACGGGUGAGACAACUCGAUCUGCCAGUCCUAUUGCAUCUCAAACCAUGCCAGCUGAGACUGGUGAUGCCUUCACUAGCAGCAUCCCAGCAACACCUACACAAACCUCCGUUCCUGUUCUGGUCUCCUCUGCAGGACAACCGUCUGUCACCACAUCUGCAGCGCCAGUGGUUGUUCCACAUGGUGGUACUAUCACAGUUGAGCCUCUGACAGCAACCAGAGCCGAGGCUGAUGGAAGCUACAAGACCACAAGCGUUACUUGGCUUUCGAUUGACGUACCUGGAACAGUCACUUCAGAGGGUCAAGCCAUCCCUACUGUCUUUCCUGCCUGGAGAUGUAUCUCACUUGACGUCUGCAAUCCAACCUGCCUGGUUCCUGACGAAGUCUGCCUACCCGCACCAGCUGCCAAUCCCAACGGCUACCCUUGGCCGGAGAAGCCUGCUCAUAUUCCAUCUCCGGAACACGGGGUAACUGUUCCUGCUUCUCAGGCCACAUCUCAGGUACUCUCUUCUCAGAUGUCUUCUUUUCAGAUGUCCUCUUCUCAGAUGUCUGCUUCUCAAGCAUCUUCACUUCAUGAGUCUGCCCAAACCACCAAGUCGAUCAACUCUGAUUCCAAGUCUCAAUCGACCGAGGGUGGUGACUCGCCUGCGAAGACUACGAAGAAGGACGAGAAGCAAACCACACAUCCCCCAGACAAACCGCAGAAGACUACGACUCAGCCUACUUCCACAACUACAACUACCAGUCAAGGUGGUGGUGAUGGAGGCGGCGACGGUGAUGAUGAUGAAGAAGAUGAGGACGAGAAAGAAAUCAAUGAGAUGAGAGGUGAUAUCGACCUAGACGACGGCUUCUUCCUAUUCUUCAUCAACAUCUUUGGAUGGGGUGUACGGUCCCGCCUGCGAUUUCUAUUCAAUCUUCCCAACUGGGGUAGAGGCGGAGGCGGCGGCGGCGGCGGUGGUGGUGGUGGUGGUGGUGGUGGUGGUGGUGGUGAGGGCAAUAAGCCCGACGACCCUAAGCCGUCAACUUCAAAGGCUAAGUCUUCAUCUUCCUCGUCUUGCUCAACUACCUAUACCCUGGCUCCUCACUGCACGCAGCCUUGCGUCGUCUCUCACAUCUCCAACCUCGGGACAUCCAGCUUGACAACAAGCUGCGCAAUCGCAACUUGCCGCACCACAGAACUUUGCACGAGCAUUCGCACAACGACAACGACAACCUACACGACUGAGAAGCCAGAGAGAACAAAUGGCUGCAAGCCCAAUUCGUGCCCUGCCUGCAAAAACAGCAAAGUGAGAAACAAUGACGGUCUUUCGCGGCGCUACAUCCCCGAGGACGUCAUCGUGAAGGAUGAACUCACGACGCCCGAGACUUGGCCCGAAGGCGAAUUCGAAUGGUGGGAGAACAUGCGUCGUGUGGUGAAGUUUUAUGGCCCGGGAUACAAUGAGGACAGCUCGGUGAACAUGGAUUCCUCAAGUGCUUUUGAUGAGUUCGGCGAAUACCCCAAAGGCGGCGGUGCCGGACCUGUAUGGGGAUGUACAUUGGUCAUCGUCUUCUCGCCUAAGGGCGUGUAUACAAACCAUCUAUGGGAAAUCCCCAGCUUCGAUAUCCCCAGGGCAGAUAGGCGAUUGUUCUCUCGCAACCCGGCGCACGACGUGGAUUAUUACUUUGAACAGAACGUCGAGUAUUUCCUCCAACAUGGGUCUUCGCGCCAACCUUGGCAAGUGCAGUAUCCUGCCCUGGGAGACCUGGUCAAAGAUGGGGCAAAGCUCAGUCCGAAGGAUGUCAAAUUCUUCCGUGUCAUUGUCUUUGGCCCCGAGACAGUUACCGGGGACUUGGAAUACGUGCCAAGGUACAAGGCCAUGCUCGACAUCUUCACCGAGAAGAUGAACAUAGAAAAGAAGCACAUCUCCUUCUACUCGUACAAACGCAGAGAGGAACUGGGCGAUGAUUACAACUUCAACGAGGACAACAGCACGCCCCCGCCAGAUUUCCGUGACGCAGACCCUUGGGCUGGUCUCUUAUCCUGGCUGUACACGCCCAAAGGCGAGAGCGGCAAGAGGGAACUCAUCGUUCGCUUCGAGAGAGAUGUUGUACACCGUGUUGGCUGGUGUAGUGAUGGACGGGGCUCUAGUCCUGAUGAGUCUCCUUCCGAUCCACCUCCUGAGAAGAGACAGGUUUCUGAACUCAACGCGAAUUCUCCCAAUUCCAGCUUUUUCGAAUUGAGUCUCGACAGAAAUCUCAACAGGCGUCAAGACAAUUCCUGUCCAAGUCAUCACUACUGCAUGGCUGACUGUCCAGAUUCCGUCUGUGGGCUGCUUCCGCGUAGUGAAGCCAACAUAUCCGCAGACGGGCUUGAGAAACGCCAGAUUCUUCUUCCCGAACAAAUCCCCACGGACGCCGAACAAUAUCUCACGACGGACAGGAUCAUCGAACCGCAUGAAUCGGCCGAAGGCGAACUCCGUUGGUAUACUUCCAUGCGAAGUGUGGUGGAUGACUUCGGCCCCGGCUACGGCUCCAAUGGACAGGACUACAACGUGUGGUCCACCAGCGAGGUGACCUUCUUUGACCUCGAGAAGACCGGCGAGUAUUCCGGUGGCCGUCCUCGCUUCGGCGGCGCGGGGCCUAUCUGGGGUUGCUCCAUCAUUGUCGUUGCGUCUCCAGCGGGCGUCUGGACAAGCCACAUGUGGGAGGUCCCGUCUCAUUCGCGAGGCGAGGAGGAGCCCCCAUUCUUCGAGAGGGCCAGGCGAAGGUAUCCCAGACCUACGCAUGAGUACAUACAGAAAGACAUUAUCGAUUUUCUCUCCACCGGGAACCACUGGGGUAAUCGCAGGAGUGUUGACGCAGACAUAGAUCCUCACGAGAACCCGGGUCUUCACGAUGCCUUCCAGUCAGGCGGUAUCUUUAACAUCCAGGAAUGGGAGUGGGUGCGGGUCAUUAUUCUCUCGCGCUCUCUCGAUAACAUGCGCACGCCACAAGUCUACUACGGGCAAGUCGUCAGCUACAUGUACGAGAAGUUCCUCCGAUGGGGUGUCCCCACGGAGAACAUUCAAGUCCGGGCUUACGUCGUCCAUAAUAGAGACACCCACGGAGCAGAAAAUCCUCAGUACGGCUUGCUCAACUGGCAGUAUCACCCCAAGAACCCGGUGAACGGAGUCGAACAGAAGACGCUCCGCAUCCGAUUCGAGAAGGACAUCAUUUUUGAAAAGUCGUGGUGUGGCGAUGGAUACAGGGGCACGACACCUCCCAGCAACCCUGGAACACCUCCGGGAAGCCCUACCGGGAACCCGCUGGUCAAACGCGAAGACGACGACGUUGCGGUCUGCAAACUGGCUCUUAAACCAGACACAUCGAGCGCCUUCACGCGCACGACACCUGCUCUGCCGCGUCCCACCGCCCCAUGUGUCUUUGAUCUCGAAUGCGCUUCCCUCAGCUGCCCCGAGAACAGACAAGCCAAGUGUUAUCACGAACUUUGCCGCUGUGUGAUCGCAGAGAGAAAUGGCGACAUCACUCUCACGACGGACUUCUCCCGAAUCAGCCACACACCUUGGACAACCGUGCCGCUCUCUCGUUCUCAGACCACCAACUCAGCUGCGGUCUCUCUGACUACAGGCACUUCCUCCGGAACAAUCUCAACUUGGACGUCCAGCCCGUCAACGAGCCUCCUCUCAUCCUCCAGCCCAACCACCUCAACAGGCAUCUCGUCCUUCACAAGCGGAGCCCCUAUACCAUCCGAUUUCCCCGGUUCCGGAGCAUCCUGCGUCACAGUUAACGACUGUUCCAGCCUCCAAUGCCCCGACAAUAAGUACCUUUCUUGCAGGGCACAGCUAUGGAGUCCUCAGCUAGGCUGCUACUGCGUGGAACGGCCCAAGCAACAGGAGUCGUGCUCCCGGGAAGAAGACUGCAACGAGAUGAACUGCAACCCAAACCACUACCCUUCGUGUAAGCAAUCCGGCACGUCAUCCGUCUGCGUCUGCGAGCCGUACCCGGCGAUGAUCGGCACCUCUUGCACCGCCGACAACCACUGCGCCGGCGUGGUCUGCGACAACCCGGCCACGCACUCCGGCUACUGCGACAAGGGUCUCUGUACUUGCAUGGCCUUCUUCCACGAGGGCUUCGCCUGCGGCCUCAUCAACGUGUGCGAGUUCAUCCGCUGCAACGAGACGCAUCCGUACAAGAGCUGCGCGGCCGACAAGACCUGCCGGUGUUCCGCGCAGUUGCCGUCCCAGCGGCGGAAGAAGCGCGAUGCGUGUACGGAUGAUGAGCAGUGCAAGGGCAUCGGCUGCGUUGGCGCAACUGGUCGGGAGGUCUGCGUGAACGGUGUUUGCGACUGCAGUGCAAACCUUGACGGCAGUACCAUCGACAAUUGCGAGAGCGACGGGGACUGCAGCGAUGUGUCCUGCCCCGAGCUGGAUGGCAUGGUUGCAAAGUGCCGUGAGCGUUGCGGGACCGGCCAGGUCUUGGGCUGCGAGAAGGGAUGCGUCUGCAAAGACUGA